AUCCAAGCCCCUUCCUCUCACCGUUUUCACGGACCUCACACAUAAAUAUUCCAUGUGAACUUCCAUUGGAUAUUUGGAUAGUGUCACUCUGGAAUUCAAUUCAUUGCGCAUCUCACACAAUCACCACCCCCACCGCACACUCUCUCUCUCCGCACCUAUAUAGGAGUAGUACUCUCACUACUCACUCCUAGGAGGAAAAAUCACGCACUUGCAUUUGGCAACAUCCGAAGCAAAAGAAUCUACAGUCUAGUAAGUGAGAGAGAGAGAGAGAGAGAGAGAGAGAGAGAGAGAGAGAAUGUCAUCUGUGGUUGGGUUUGCUUCUCAGGAAAGCAACGGCCACGAGGACGGAAACGAGCGCUUCGAUUUGCAUCAGAUUCCCGAUACAACGGUCACAAAUCUCUCACUUCCCGUCGAGACCUUUCUCAGAGCGGCCAUCUCUCUCAAGGACCAGGUGGUACAAGUCACGUGGGAGGGACGCGGCAAUAAUAUUGCCGACCCCACCGUCUACAGUGGUUUGCUUGGGACAGCUUUCGCCUGCUUGCGGUCGUACGAGGCUAACGGUAGUCACCUGGACCUGCUGUUGUGCGCCGAGAUCGUCGACGCCUGUGAUUCCGUUGCUCGUAACUCCACCAGGCAUGUGACAUUUUUGUGUGGAAGAGGUGGAGUUUAUGCGCUUGGUGCUGUGGUUGCAAAUAUCAGGGGGGACCAUCACAAACGUGACUUGUUUCUGGAUCUCUUCAAUGAGGUUGCACAAGAAAGAGCCCUUCCUGUUGGCCCUGAAGAAGGAGGUUUCGGAAUGUCAUACGAUCUUCUUUAUGGGCGAGCUGGGUUUUUGUGGGCUGCUUUAUUCAUAAACAAGCACCUCGGACAGGAUACAGUUCACAAUGACCUCCUUGCCCCAAUUGUUGAAGCAGUUUUAGCAGGAGGCAGAGCUGGGGCAUCUGACAACACAGCAAGCCCACUGAUGUAUAGAUGGCACGGAACAAGAUAUUGGGGUGCCGCCCAUGGUCUCGCGGGUAUAUUAAAUGUUUUGCUUCAUUUUCCACUCUCCGAGGAGGAUGCGGAGGAUGUGAAAGGUACGUUACGAUACAUGAUGAGUAACAGGUUCCCUCAUAGUGGAAAUUACCCAUCAAGUGAAGGGAACCAGAGAGACAAGCUGGUAGAAUGGUCUCAUGGAGCUACUGGCAUGGCCAUCACCUUGUGCAAGGCAUCACAGGUAUUUGCCACCGAUAGGGAGUUCCGUGAUGCCGCCAUUGAAGCUGGAGAAGUAGUUUGGAAAAGCGGGUUGGUGAAGAAGGUAGGACUUGCCGAUGGUGCGGCUGGAAAUGCCUAUGCUUUCCUUUCCCUCUACCGCCUAACCGGAGAUGUUGUAUACGUAGAGAGAGCCAAGGCCUUCGCAAGCUUCUUGUACCAUAAUGCAAGGAAAUUACAGUCUCGGGGAGUUGUACAUAAUUACUCUCUUUUCCAUGGACUCGCUGGAACUGCUUGCCUGUGGUUCGACUUGCUUGCACCCGAAAACUCGAAGUUCCCCGGGUACGAACUUUAGCCCGCCUGGAAGGCACAAAUUCUUUCACAUCGGAACCGCUCAUUGGAGAACCUUGUGUAUAGCCUAGAGAAGGACGAGUAUAUAUGUAUUGUAUAACAUGUUUUUAUUUUAUAUGUAUUGUAUAACAUGUUUUUAUGAUAGUACGAAUUGGAGUGGGUUUAAAUUA
This is a messenger RNA of Rhododendron vialii, 1712 nucleotides long. Its product is annotated as lanC-like protein GCL1. The transcript has 5 exons. Bases 296 to 1546 code for a protein of 416 amino acids. The record is from RefSeq and is a predicted model, not a curated record. Gene Ontology annotation, biological process: peptide modification; carbohydrate metabolic process. Gene Ontology annotation, cellular component: plasma membrane. NCBI's taxonomy places the organism in Eukaryota, Viridiplantae, Streptophyta, Magnoliopsida, Ericales, Ericaceae.